Messenger RNA from Bombus pyrosoma, 811 nucleotides. RefSeq lists its product as uncharacterized. The coding region runs from base 467 to 775 and encodes 102 amino acids. The record is from RefSeq and is a predicted model, not a curated record. The transcript has a single exon. NCBI's taxonomy places the organism in Eukaryota, Metazoa, Arthropoda, Insecta, Hymenoptera, Apidae.
AUUUUAAAGAAUAUUCAAUAAAUUUACUUAUCACAUAUACAGAUUGAUUAAAAAUAUUUGUUAUGCAAAUAAAUUUAUAUUAGCAGUUAUAUUAAAAGAGUUUACUAAAAGUACAAUAUCAAAUAUAAAGAAAGCUGGGCAUAGUGGUAGGAGAAAGAAAGGUAUGGUCACUGAAAUAUGCAGACAAUAUUGUGUUGAUGACGGAUAGAGAAGAGGAGUUAAAGGAAAUGCUAAAGAGAUUCAAAAAAUUUUUAAAGGAAACCGAAUUGGAACUGAGCAUCGAAAAGACCAAGAUAGUAGUUUUCGAAAAAAGAAAGAACAAAAGGAGACAGAGAAAAUGGAAAUGGGGAGAGUAAGAAUUAGAAGAAGUGGACGAGAUAAGAUGCCUAGGGUACAUACUACAGAAAAACGGCAGUGAUGAGAAACACAUACAAGACAGGAAAAAGAGAGCAACAAUAGAGAAAGGAUGGGAGAAAGAAUUUUUAAACAGGACUACAAGAGGAGAAUGAAGAGGUUUGGAGCACUGGUAGAGAGCUUGGCGCUGUUUGGAGCAGAGAUAUGGAGCUGGAACAUGGAGGAAAGACUGGAUAGAAUACAAAGAAGAUAUGUGGUAUGGAUCUUAGGUUUAGAUAUGACAACACCAAAUUAUGUAUUGAUAGAAGAAUGCAAGUUAACAGAAAUCAAAGAAAAAGCAUUAAGAAGAGCAGCAAGGUACAAAGAGAAAGCCUUAGAAUCAAAAAAGGACCUAGUAAAGGAGUGCAUAAAGGAAAGAUAGAGAAACUGGAUAAAUGGCCAAGAAGGGAAAAGAGCA